AAUUGGUCCCCAGGAUCAUCUCCCGCACAUGUGCUGAUGGAGCCGACCGCUGACUGGCCCCGCGCCAAGUACCUGCCGCAGUGAUCAUCAAGAAAGACAAGACUAAGGAGCGUACUGUCUGUGUUCCUAGCGGACGGAGGCGGAGGACACCUGAAGACGUCACCAACAUCCAAUGCAAGAAAGAGAACACCAUCCUGACGAAGACCUCGGUGUACUGACGGGUGUUAAGACGUCAGAGGAGCGUACUGAGAAGUGGAGGCACAAGACUAAGUCGUGAAAGGACCCGAGGUGGGACGUGUGAAGGAGGGACGCGCAGGACACAAGAAGCGGGACACACUGGUCUUAGAUGACUGGUGGACACUCUAGACACCGCUGCUCCUGCCUCUAAUUGAGAACCUCCACUACUGACGAUGGCGUCGCAAACACAAGUGAUCGGAAGGGCGUGGCUCUUCACCCUCCUCUGUCUGUCCACGACGCUGGUGACAGUCAUACACGCCCAACAGAAAAUAAACAUAUUUAUGACGUAUGACGAGGACAACAUGCUGGUAAAACAGAGCCUCGACGCGGCCAUCUCUUACUUGGAGAAAAAUACAGGAGAAGGCGCUAUGGUGGACGGCAAGCACAUCUACGCCAUCCCGAAAGGAAACGAUGUCGAGGUGACGGUCAACAAAUCGUGUGAUCUAAUGGACGAAGCUAUCGACGCCGGCAAGCCACCUCACAUAGUACUCGAUGCCACCACUACGGGCAUGAUCUCUGAGACCAUCAAGAGUUUCACCAGAGCCCUUACCCUCCCCACCUUCUCCGCCUCAUACGGCCAGGAAGGAGAUAUAAGGGAGUGGCGGAAACUAACACCUAGUGAAGAGGAGUACCUGGUGCAGUUGAUGCCUCCAGGUGACAUCAUCGUCCAAUCAAUCAGGGACAUCGUUCGUACUCAAAACAUCACUAACGCGGGGAUAAUCUAUGACGAUACUUUCGUGAUGGAACACAAGUACAAGUCACUGCUACAGAACCUCCCUUGUCGCCACAUUAUGACGAGGGUGGAGGACGAGAAGGAAGUGAGGAGACAGACCAAGAGACUCAAGGACGCAGACAUCGUUAACUACUUCGCCGUCGGCAGCGGGGACACCAUCAGCCGGAUCCUGGAUGCCGCCACAGCCAACGACAUGUUCGGCCGGAAGUACGCCUGGUAUGCCCUCUCUAAGGAUAACCAGGAUAUCCAAUGUGGUUGUGAGAAUGCCUCUAUAGUCUACCUGCGGCCUCACACUAGUGCAGACAGUCGCGGAAGAAUCGCCAUGCUCCAGCGAGACUACGGGCUUACCAGCACCCCUGAGAUCGACGCUGUGGCUUACUUCGAGUACUUCAUGCGAGGCAUCUUAGGCGCGGCGAAGAUGGCGGCUGCUGGCAAGUACACAGACUUCGAGUACCUGAGGUGUGAGGAAUUCAGCGAGGACAAUCCCCCCGUCAGGAACGACUUUGACCUACGCUCUGCCCUCCAGUCGGUGUCAAUGACCAACACCUGGGCGAGUAUUAGCUGGGGAAGUAAUGGCAUGUCGUACCCAGAUGUCCCUCUUACUAUGGACAAGUUCAAGAUUCUCGCAGGACGAACAGCGGAGCGCAAGACCUUGGGGGAAUGGUCGGCUGGGAUGCCCGGUACACUUAUGUUCAAGAGUGGCCAGACCCUUAGUGAUUUCCAGGCGGUGACUGUGUACAGGGUGACCACAGUACAGCAACCUCCCUUUAUCAUGAAACGCACCAACGAAGACGGUGAAGACGAAUACUACGGCUACUGUAUCGACCUCAUCAACGAAAUCAAAGAAAUCAUCAACUUCGAAUACGAGAUUGCAGAAGCUCCUGAUGGCAAGUUUGGCACGAUGGACGACAACCAUGAGUGGAACGGCAUGAUCAAGCAACUCAUCGAGAAGCGUGCAGACAUCGCCUUGGCACCAUUAUCUGUCAUGGCUGAACGGGAGAACGUGGUAGACUUCACCGUGCCUUACUAUGAUCUGGUAGGCAUCACUAUCCUCAUGAAGAAGCCCAAAGUGCCCACCUCACUCUUCAAGUUCCUAACUGUGCUGGAGCCUGAGGUGUGGUUGUGUAUCCUCUUCGCUUAUGGCUUCACCAGCGUCCUCCUGUAUAUCUUCGACCGGUUCAGCCCCUACAGCUACCAGAACAACAAGGAACGCUACAAGGAUGACGACGAGAAGAGAGAGUUCAACCUGAAGGAGUGUCUAUGGUUCUGUAUGACUUCCCUUACGCCCCAGGGUGGUGGAGAGGCGCCUAAGAACUUGUCCGGAAGGCUAGUAGCGGCGACCUGGUGGCUCUUUGGGUUCAUCAUCAUCGCCUCCUACACGGCUAACUUGGCUGCCUUCUUGACAGUGUCGCGUUUGGAUACUCCCAUUGAGUCCCUGGACGACCUCAGUAACCAGUACAAGGUCCAGUACGCCCCCAUGAACGGCACCUCCACCAUGACCUACUUCGAGAGGAUGGCUUACAUAGAGAAGAAGUUUUACGAGAUCUGGAAGGACAUGUCACUAAACGAUUCGAUGUGACAUUUAGAGAGACCAAGUUAGCUGGACUACCCCGGUGACAAAUACACCAAGAUGUGGCAGUCGAUGCAGGGAGGCUGGACUACCCAUCACCUUCAAGCCGUGCUGGAGAGUGAGAAGUCUACCUCCUCCAGUGAAGGAUUUGCCUACCUAGGUGACGCUACAGAUAUCCGCUACCAGGUGCUGACCAACUGUGACCUGCAAAUAGUCGGGGAGGAGUUCUCUCGGAAGCCUUACGCCAUCGCCGUUCAGCAAGGUUCUCCUCUCAAGGACCAGUUCAAUGAUGCGAUCCUGAAGCUGUUGAACCAGAGGAAGUUGGAGACGCUGAAGGAGAGAUGGUGGAAUCAAAACCCUGAGAAGAAGGUCUGUGAGAAAGACGACGACCAGAGUGACGGUAUUAGCAUCGAGAACAUCGGUGGUGUGUUCAUCGUGAUCUUCGUGGGCAUCGGGCUGGCGUGCGUGACUCUGGCCUUCGAGUAUUGGUGGUAUAAACAUCGUAAAGGCCCCCGCGUCACUGACUCCGCCAAGGUGCUGGCCGUCAGGGAAUACCCCACCAACGACGUCGACAAGACCAACUUCAACCCUGAAAAGUCCGAUUUCAACACGCAAUACAACACCGGAGAAGGCUUCGACAUCGCGCCCGUGGCCAACCCUUGGUAGACUGGCGGCAAUGUUAAUAAAGUAUGCUUGCUGGAGCCCCGUGUUGUAAACCUCUCCGUGCGGGCCACACGACACUGUUGGCUGUGUCUACAUCGUAACGUUGUGAAUAACUACGCUGAAGGUGUCUCAACAAUCACCAAAUUAGCUACUGUUAAAUUGAAAGCUAAAAUUAGUGACAGUUUUUAAGUUGCAAGUACUACGGAUUGCCACGCAGAGAAAGAGGGUUGUCUUGAAUGCCAAGGUUUUUAGUACUUGUAACCGCCACUCGUACGUCUCAACUGACCUUCAAUAAUUUAUUUCUCUUAGAAGCACAGUCAACCAGUUUUACUUAGCUUGUUAUCAAGGGUUACUGCGUAUUGUUAGGCUAUUCAUACUCAAUUGUUUUUUUUAUUAUAUAUGCAUCGUUGUUUUCGAUGUGGUCGAUGAUUUUUUUGAAUCCGCCUCAAUAAAUGAUCUGUUUAUUCAAAUACCUUUAUGCAAAAUAUACACAUACAUGCACAGUGUAUCCCUACAGUUAUAAUAUAUGUACACAGAGUGAUAAUUCUUGUGCAGUAUACAUAAACGCACAAUGUAUACAUACAAUAUGUAAGAAACAACAGCUUUAUACAUACAGCAUCCUGAGCCGCCCAACGUAUGUACUGUAUGUCUCAGGGUUACCCAAAUCACAUAAGUUCUUAGUCCGAAUAAAGUGAAAUGUAAAGCAGAAUAACCUUAACGCCUUACUGACAAUGUAAAAUAAAUAGCCUUUGUCCCUCAAGUAUGUGUUAUUAAUGUGUAAAUGACGGCCAAGAGCACCCCGCUACCAUGUAUAGAUUCUCAUAUAGCCUCGUGUACUGAUCGCCAUAUAGCCUCAUGUUCUGAUCACCCAUAUACCCUGAUAUAUUGAACCCUUGUUAUAUAGCGUGUAGUAAUAAGCACUUGAGGGUGUCUGCAGAUAUGUGUACGAUACUGCACAUUAAAAUAAAGUCAAACAAAAAUUACUUUAUAUAUUUACGUGUAUAGAGAGUUCACGGUGAUAUGAGGGGAGUAGGUCAAGUUUGUUUUGGAAUUCUUCUAGUUUGACGAAUGUAAUCACAGCUGAAGGAAGUGUGUAAGUUAUCUGCAGAAGUUAUAUGUUCCAGAGGACAUUGUUACGCCAAGUUGGGUGUCCCAGAGCUGCUAUGUCUCGAUUUACGGUUAAAAUUCAUUGUCCAGUAUGGUGUUUACAGUGUGGUGUUCCAUUGGCAAUCUUACGUCUGAUGAAUAAUGAUUGGCUGGUUACAAUGGCUGGGGUGUAAUGAUUGGCUAAAACCUACCUGGAUUGAUUAUGGUGCAUUGUGAUUGACUGCUGCAGACUCCCCUGAUCACCAGCGUCAGGUAAUUAAGCUUUGGCAGAGCACAUACCCUCCCUCUCCUUCCUCUACUGAAACAAUCUCAUCCACACCCUCCUCCGUUGUGCUGUUUGACCCCCCUCCUCCCAGUGCUAUGAAUUGACACCACAUCACACUGUCUCCUGCAGCAUUGAGAACAUGUACCACCUUUUGUCGUCUUCUUCGACUACCACUUAAAAGUUUUCGUAGAUUGCGCGAGUAAACAGAGCACAUCGAACGCUGGGAAACAGUGAGCUUGUUGUAUUGUGACAUUUUUUUUCUUAUUAUUAUCUAUUUUUUUACUUUGUGGUGUACCAGGAGAUACAUAUGAGUGUGCCCUGAUUAUGUGACGUAUACAGAAGAUAGGCUUGCCCAGUAAACCGUGGGAUUUAUGAGUCACUUGGACUUUGGAUUCAUGUUACCCAAAAUUGCCAGGUUGAGAUAGGAAAGGUAGGCUAUAUCCCCUCCUGUGGUCUGGGUAUCUGUGAGCCUGGUGGUGUUGGUGAACUGGUUAUACUUACUGGUACUAAAUCACACCGGAUAUCAAUCACACUUACCUCCACAAUAAGGAUGUUUUUUACCGAAACCAAUGGACCGCCAACUCAGUACAACAAUCCUCUCCCGCCACUGGGAGUGUGAAGACUGCGGGAAGAAUAGCCGCAAGGGGGCACCACUGACAAUUCUAGCGUGCGUCCUCUGUCGGAAAACCAGACUACACAAAGCCGUUACUAUCUCGCCCAACAUGAUUUCAAGGCGGGGCAGUAACUGUGCAGGAUUUGAACAGUAUCAGCAGCGCCCUCACACAGGCCUCCUCCCGGCGUCGUCAUCCCAGUCCUGUACUAAAUUACUAACGAGUGUAAGGUCUUGUAUAACGACCCUAUCUAUACCUUGAUGUUUAUUUUACGUUUUAUCUUUAUGUGUCACUUAGGAUAAUUACAUACGAUAGAAGUUAAUUAUACAUAUAAUAGAAAAGAGUUAUGUAGAUAAAUAUUUUACGGUGAAUGUUGAUUAUUAUAUGUCGGAUAAUAUAACACAGAUUUAUAUGGGUUAUAUAAUAAAAAAUAUAUCGUAAAGUUUCAAAUAUAUUAUACCCAGAUAA
This is a messenger RNA of Homarus americanus (American lobster), 5654 nucleotides long. It is a transcript of the gene Ir25a, whose product is annotated as ionotropic receptor 25a-like. Gene Ontology annotation, biological process: modulation of chemical synaptic transmission; monoatomic ion transport; synaptic transmission, glutamatergic. The record is from RefSeq and is a predicted model, not a curated record. Gene Ontology annotation, cellular component: plasma membrane; postsynaptic membrane. NCBI's taxonomy places the organism in Eukaryota, Metazoa, Arthropoda, Malacostraca, Decapoda, Nephropidae. Gene Ontology annotation, molecular function: glutamate-gated receptor activity; transmitter-gated monoatomic ion channel activity involved in regulation of postsynaptic membrane potential.